Molecule: messenger RNA, 957 nt
Organism: Penicillium waksmanii
Lineage: Eukaryota; Fungi; Ascomycota; Eurotiomycetes; Eurotiales; Aspergillaceae
Product: GTPase-activating protein RNA1
Exons: 1
Coding region: 1-957 (318 amino acids)
Biological process (GO): activation of GTPase activity; nucleocytoplasmic transport
Cellular component (GO): cytosol; perinuclear region of cytoplasm; nucleus
Molecular function (GO): small GTPase binding; GTPase activator activity
Source: RefSeq, a predicted model, not a curated record
AUGCCUUCGGUCUCAACACUCAGGCCCCCCCUCGUCGACUUCUUGUCCCGCCACACCCCCCUUCGCCACCUGAUCCUGAACAACAACGGUCUUGGUCCCGCCGCUGGUACAUUGGUCGCCGAUGCCUUGAGCAAACUUGCCGAGCGCAAGGAGGAAGCGCGCAAGGAGGGCAAGGUGGUCGCCCUGCUGGAGAGCAUCGUCUGCGGACGUAACCGUCUCGAGAACGGCAGUAUGGAGGCCUGGGCCCGCGCCUAUAAGAAGCACGCCGCCGGCCUGAAGUCCGUCAAGAUGACUCAGAACGGUAUUCGCCAGGAGGGUAUCUCGCUGCUGCUUAAGGACGGUCUCCGCCACGCCAGCGGCCUGGAGGUCCUGGACCUGCAGGAUAACACCUUUACCGUCAUGGGUUCUACCGCUUUGGCUGGUGUUUUGGAGGGCUGGCCUUCCCUGCGCGAGCUGGGUGUUGGUGACUGCCUGCUCUCUCCCCGUGGUGGUGUCAAGGUUGCCAAGGCUCUAGCUGCCAACAAGAACCAGAAGAUUCAGACUCUUCGUCUGCAGUACAAUGAGGUUAAGGCCGACUUCGUGAAGGAGCUCGCUUUUGCUGCUAAGACUGCCCUUCCAAGUCUGCGUCGCGUUGAGCUGAAUGGAAACAUCUUCUCUGAGGAUGAUGAGAACAUUACCGUUCUGCGUGAGCUUCUGGAGGCUCGCCAGGAGGAACACGGUACUGAUGAUGACCCUGAGGAUAGCUGGGGUGUUGAUGAGCUCGAUGAACUCGAAGAGGAGGAGUCGGAAGAGGAAAGUGAGGGCGAGGAAGAGGAAGAGGAAGAGGAAGAGGAAGAAGAGGAGAAGCCCAAGACUGAGAAGGACAUCAAGGAUGCCGAGCGCGCUGAGGCAAACGCCCAGAAGAUUGAGAAGGCGGUCGAUGAUCUCGCCGACGCCCUGGGCAAGACUGGCCUGUAG